Molecule: messenger RNA, 2517 nt
Organism: Nicotiana tabacum (common tobacco)
Lineage: Eukaryota; Viridiplantae; Streptophyta; Magnoliopsida; Solanales; Solanaceae
Product: casein kinase 1-like protein 10
Biological process (GO): protein phosphorylation
Molecular function (GO): protein kinase activity; ATP binding
Source: RefSeq, a predicted model, not a curated record
CCAUUUCUCCUAUUUCUCCUUCAUCAUCUUCUUCUCUUUACACAAAUCCCUCUCCCUCUCAUUGAAUCAAUUUUCUUAAAUUUUCCACAAAUUUCGUUUCCAUUAGAUUCUCUCUCUCUCUUAUUUCCCAUUCUUUUCCCCUUUCCAUUUCCCUUUCUAUUUCGUCUCUAAUUUUUUUUUUCAAGAAUCCAAAAACCCACUUAACCUUUUUUAUUUCCUCAUUUUAUCUUCCCAGAUUUAGGGUUUCUCUUCAAAGCUAUAAUUUUUUUUCUUUGCAAUUUUCCCCAUUCAUUGUAUUAUUUGUUUAUUGUUUUUUAAUCAAAAAAAGGGGGAGACUUUUGUUGAAAAAAGACUUGUUCCAAGUGUUUUCCAUAUAUAUGACUGAUAUUAGGUAUUAGGGUUUUGAAGAUUCUUUUUUUUUUCUGGGGUCACCAAAAAGAAGUCAUUUUUGGUAAUUUCUUUUGGUUUUUUCUGGAUCUGAGGGUAAUUUCAAGAUUUAAAGCUGUUUAGUUGAAUUGGGUUUAAGUGAAAUCAAGAAAAGAUUCAAUCUUUGAGUAUGGAUCAUGUGGUGGGUGGCAAGUUUAAGCUAGGCCGAAAGAUCGGUAGUGGAUCUUUUGGGGAACUUUAUUUAGGGGUCAAUGUACAAACUGGAGAAGAAGUUGCUGUGAAGCUGGAAUCAACUAAAACAAAGCACCCUCAACUUCAUUAUGAAUCAAAGCUGUAUAUGCUUCUACAAGGAGGAACUGGAAUUCCACACCUCAAGUGGUUUGGCGUUGAAGGUGAAUACAAUGCCAUGGUUAUUGACCUUCUUGGGCCAAGUUUGGAAGACUUGUUUAACUAUUGCAAUAGGAGGUUCACUUUAAAGACAGUGUUAAUGCUGGCAGAUCAGUUGAUUAAUAGGGUUGAAUAUAUGCACUCGAGAGGAUUUCUUCACCGUGACAUUAAGCCCGACAACUUCUUAAUGGGUUUAGGGCGUAAAGCAAAUCAGGGUCUAGCCAACUGGCCAGGAAUGCAUUUGGUUCAAUUUCUAGGAGAAAUGCUCAAAAUCCAGUUUGUUUUCCAGGUAUACAUCAUUGACUACGGUCUUGCCAAGAAGUACAGAGAUCUUCAGACGCAUAAGCAUAUACCAUACAGGGAAAACAAAAACCUCACGGGAACUGCUCGUUAUGCUAGCGUUAACACCCAUCUUGGAGUUGAACAAAGCAGAAGAGACGAUCUGGAGUCUCUCGGUUAUGUGCUUAUGUAUUUCUUGAGAGGAAGUCUGCCGUGGCAAGGUUUGAAAGCUGGCACCAAAAAGCAGAAAUAUGAUAAGAUUAGUGAGAAGAAGAUGCUUACACCUAUAGAGGUGCUUUGCAAAUCCUAUCCCUCAGAAUUCAUAUCAUAUUUCCAUUACUGCCGAUCACUACGGUUUGAUGACAAGCCAGAUUACUCAUACCUGAAGAGGCUAUUCCGAGACCUUUUUAUUAGAGAAGGUUAUCAAUUUGACUAUGUAUUUGACUGGACUAUCUUGAAGUAUCCACAGAUUGGCUCUAGUUCAAGAGGACGACAACCUACUGGGAGAUUACCUGUGAACCCAGGACCAUCUGCUGAAAGAGCAGAAAAGAUUCCUGUGAGGCAGGAAAUUAAAGAUAGGUUUUCUGGUGCUGUUGAGGCGUUUACUAGAAGGAACGUAUCUGGAACUGGUUUGCAAGGGGACCAUUUGAGACACCACAGAUCUUCAGAAGAUGUACCAUCAUCCAAGGAUGUGCAAGCUGAUACUGAAAGAGGCCGUGUAACUCGGACCGGUAGCACCUCGAGGAGGGCGGCUGUAAUGGGAAGCAGCCGACCAAGCUCAUCUGGUGAACCCACUGACAAUCGCACUGGUCGUUUGGGUUCAAGUAGUGGCCGUAUUUCCACUACCCAAAGAGUACAACCUGGAUUUGAGUCCAAGUCAUCAUCUUUUACCCGCGCUACUGCAACAAGAGGCGGUAGGGAUGAUGCUCUUAGGAGCUUUGAGCUGCUAACUAUUGGCACUGGAAGAAGGAAAUGAGAGGCUAUAUGAUCUCUAAAUCUGCCCCCUCAAGUUGUGCAGCAGAUUGAGCAGCUUUCUUUAAGCACUUCCCGACAAUCGUGCACUGAUUCUUGCAAUUGAACAGACUUGCUAAACUUUCAGAGAUAGGGGGGCUGUUUCUCUGUUUGUAUAUUUGAGAAUGCCUCUCUAAUGUGUGUUGUUGUAGACCGGGAUCUGUCUCGAAAAUAAUAAUAUUUCACAUCUCUGUAAAUUGCUUCAUGCAGAGAUGAGCAUAGCUCCUUUUAUCUGAUGCAUGGCUGCUAUGUUUGCAAAUGGGGAGUUUGUUUAGUGGAAAGUAAAUAGUUCAUGGUUAUGCAGUGUAGUUCCGAUUACUUUAGGGGCUACCUCGGUACUUUUUCUUAGUUAUGUGGUUCUUGUGUCAAGAAAGAUAUUCAUAUACUUUAUGUAAUGUACCUUAUAUUUCUUCCUCCAAUCUUUCUUCCUCCUUUGUCGUCUUUCCUUAAGCA